This is a messenger RNA of Penicillium riverlandense, 594 nucleotides long. RefSeq lists its product as uncharacterized. The record is from RefSeq and is a predicted model, not a curated record. NCBI's taxonomy places the organism in Eukaryota, Fungi, Ascomycota, Eurotiomycetes, Eurotiales, Aspergillaceae. Gene Ontology annotation, molecular function: protein binding. The transcript is spliced from 2 exons. The coding region runs from base 1 to 594 and encodes 197 amino acids.
AUGGCCAGCGAAGUCGACCUCUUCAACGAAUACCCUCUACACCUAGACCCAACCUCCAAAGCAAUCAGCCUCGCCUCUUCCUCCUCCUACAGCAGCGCACAACAAACAGCCCUGAACGCCGAACUACAAGACCUAAACCAGCUGCACCGCGCCCUUCUCGCACUCGAGCCGCCCAACGUCCCACCUCCCCCACUGCCCAUCAACCCGAAGCGCAGCGCCCAGAUCACCAAACUCCGCGACAGCGCCAACACCGCCUACCGCAAGAACAACUACGCCGAAGCAGUCCGGCUGUACACGUACGCCAUCGAGAUGGCGCUCGCCCGGCCCGGGUGGGAGCCUGUCACGCUGGCCCGCGACGAGAUGGCGGGUUUGUAUGCGAACCGCGCGCAGGCGCAGAUGGCGCAGCAGGCUUGGCCUGAAGGGCUGGUUGAUGCUAAGUCUAGUGUUGAUUCUAAGGCGGUGGGCAAUGUUAAGGCUUGGUGGCGUGUUGCGAAGUGUUUGGCCGAGAUGAGUCGGUUGGAAGAGGCGAAGCAGUUUUUAGUGAAGGGGUUGGAGAUCGAGGGGAAGGAUAAAGCUAGAAGACUCGAGCUUUGA